Molecule: messenger RNA, 1551 nt
Organism: Boeremia exigua
Lineage: Eukaryota; Fungi; Ascomycota; Dothideomycetes; Pleosporales; Didymellaceae
Exons: 5
Coding region: 305-1213 (302 amino acids)
Source: RefSeq, a predicted model, not a curated record
UCGAGAGGUUAUCGUGCUGGAUUGAGCGUUGGCUCUAUGCUGUUGUGGCAGUGGAGGUGUCGAAUAAUUCAAACAUGUCAGAGUUUACAUGUACUGUAACUCUUGACACCUCAAAUCGGCGCUCGCAUGAUAUUAUUUCAGUAUUCACUGUGAAUGGGGUGCUCGGAUCAGAAGCGGGGCCACUUCACCUUGCCUAUUACGUUAUUCUUGUUGCUUCAAGUUUACGUGUCCACCUACCUACAACUAUCACUCUCUCACCAACAUCAGCAUUGAGUUGCAUCCGCCUUUACUCAUUGCAGCUGCCAUGGCGAUCGUCCCUGGCUGUCUUGGCCUUGUUGUCGAGAUUUCGGUGAACGGAGUACCGCUACAAGAGUACAAUAAUGCCGAGGACGAAGAGGAGACACCCGGCACUGUCACAAAGUAUAUCGAAGCGCAGUCAGGUGCCAACUUUGUUGUAGGAAGGACCGUCACUACCGGACUACCAGCGCCCCAAUUUCGGCAGCAAGUCUGGCUCGACGGGAAAUUGGUCCAUACCAUGGCGUGUCGAUCGGUCACCCUGGGAGAGAUGCAACAUAACGAAGGCAGGAUAUCCGCAAUUGGUGGACAGACGGUUUGUCAGAAAUAUCAGUUCAGCGAGAUGAAUAUCGUUGAAGGAAGUAUCGAUCGCAUCGACAAAACACUACUGGAAGAGAUCGCGUCUACCGGUCUCAUCACGGUCACUUUUCACAGCAUUUGCAACAUUCGAAGCAAGACGUCCGGAUCCACUAAGAACCCCAUGACUGUAGCCAGUUUCGACUCGGUUCCAGAGAAGGCCCUGAAAGGUCAGGCAAAAUCGCAUCAGGCCAGCCUGUCAGAGCCGGAAGUGGCAAACCCGAUAGGUUGGUCCAGUUGCGAUCUUGCCAGUGAAACACCUUUCGCAACAUUUCAGUUCAAAUACCGGUCGCGAGCUGCAUUGCAAACACUUCACAUCCUGCCAAGGACCCCAACGCCGGUUCCACUCGAAGAGCGUCCAGAAGAAGAUUUGAGUACAGAAGAACUCUGCCAGCUUGUCAAACGCUUCAAGGAACGAGAUGCGACGGCACUCAGGAUAAAGAAAGAGGACAACGCAAAGCGCAAACGAUCUGGCGAAGACACUGAUGACUUUGAGAUCGUCGACAUUAGGAACAAGAGACGUCACCACCACGAUCCAAACGAGAUUAUCGUUCUGGAUUGACAGAUGGAUUUAAAGGGACGACAAGUAAUUUCAAAUGGCAGUAAAGGACUAUCAUAGUUUGGUCUGUCGAGCAGCUAAGGUACUUGCAAGCAAUGUAUCCUACGCUACAUAUUACACAAGCCUCCGCUGCAGCUUAUGAUUAGAGGGUACGUAGGGUUGAAUGGUGUAUGUCAAACCUGUUCCGCAAUGUUCAAGUGUGAAUUGUCCUUCUUAGUUUUAGUUCAUCUACUCAAAUAGGUAAAGGUACUUUUGGUGGUAGCUAUAGUAUUCCAAGCUUACGCGAUAGGUAUGCUUUGACAUGGCUACGAAUACACUGGUUACCUUACUCUAAAUCUCUG